Perca fluviatilis (European perch) is the source of this 3097-nucleotide messenger RNA. RefSeq names its product very-long-chain (3R)-3-hydroxyacyl-CoA dehydratase-like. Gene Ontology annotation, molecular function: 3-hydroxyacyl-CoA dehydratase activity. The record is from RefSeq and is a predicted model, not a curated record. Lineage: Eukaryota; Metazoa; Chordata; Actinopteri; Perciformes; Percidae. The coding region runs from base 190 to 1275 and encodes 361 amino acids. Gene Ontology annotation, biological process: sphingolipid biosynthetic process; fatty acid elongation; very long-chain fatty acid biosynthetic process. Gene Ontology annotation, cellular component: endoplasmic reticulum membrane. The transcript is spliced from 11 exons.
GGAUGCAGAGAGAGAGACCGAUACUUGCAUCCCGGAAGUAUGCUCCGGUGUGAUAGCCUAUCCCCUCUGUUGUGUGUGUGGGGGUUGUCAGAACUCAACUGACUGUCAGAUGAGGAUCUCUGUUCAUCGCUUUAAAUUACAUUUUUCUCAUUUGUAUGGCAUGUAGAUAGCAGAUACCACAGAGUGACAAUGCAGAUUCUCACUCCUCAUGUUUACUGGGCUCAGCGGCACGGAGAGAUUUUCCUCCGGGUGGAACUGAGCGAUACAAAGAAUCUUGACAUCAGCCUGCAAGAAAACAACACACUUCAGUUCAGAGCACAGGGCCAUGGAGCUAAAGGAGAUAAUGAAUACAAGUUCAGUUUGGAGUUCCUGGAACCUGUUAGACCUGAGAUCAACCAUAAGUCCACCCAGCGUCAGGUGGACAUCAAGAUCAAGAAGCAGGAGGAGCGCUGGUGGGACCGGCUGACACUGCAGGAAAAGAAGCCUCUGUUUUUGGCUCCGGACUUUGAUCGCUGGCUGGACGAGUCCGACGCAGAGAUGGAGCUUCAGGCUAAGGAGGAGGAGAAGAUAAACAAGAUAAGUGUGGAGUCAAGAGUUCGUAAAGACCCAUACCUCGGGCUGAAGAAAGGCUACUUGUUUAUGUACAACCUGGUGCAGUUCUUGGGGUUCUCCUGGAUCUUUGUCAACAUGACGGUUCGACUCUUCAUUCUUGGUCAAGAUUCGUUCUAUGAUACCUUCCACACCACGGCUGAUAUGAUGUAUUUCUGUCAGAUGAUGGCCGUGCUCGAGGUCAUUAAUCCCUUGUUGGGUCUGGUUAAGACUGGAUUUCUCCCUGCUAUGCUUCAGGUGACAGGGAGAAACGUCAUUCUGUUUGUUAUCUUCGGCAGUCUGGAAGAGAUGCAGAACAAAUCUGUUGUCUUCUUCGUCUUCUACCUGUGGAGCACCAUCGAGAUCUUCAGGUACCCAUUCUACAUGCUGGCCUGCAUCAGCACAGAGUGGAAGCUGUUAACGUGGCUGAGAUACAGCCUCUGGAUCCCUCUGUACCCGCUGGGGACUGUGGCUGAAGCGGUGGCUGUGAUCCAGUCCCUUCCCAUCUUUGAUGAGACGCGUCUGUUCAGCCUCCGCCUCCCUGCGCCGCUGGGACACUCUAUAAGCUUCUCCUACACUCUGCAGCUCUACCUGGUCCUCAUGUUCCUGGGACUCUUCUUCAAUUUCCGCCACCUGUACAAGCAGCGGAGGAGACGAUACCGCUCGAGGAAAAGGAAAGUCCACUAACUCGCCAGCACUUUGAUUUUCCACACACCCUGAACUGCCGUCCACUUAAAGAUAAAGCAGCUGUUUUCUUUUCCUCUAAUUGCCUUUCUAUCAUCUUCCUACACACACUGACCUGAUAAUGGAGUACUGGUUACCUUAUUCCACCGCGUGAACUGUUAAACUUCUCUAGACCAAAUCCUGUAAAUCUUGUAAAAAAAACUGUAACAUCUCAACGACUCACUUUAGAACACUGUACAGGUUGAUCCAGUGCUUCACUUCUACCAUGUUUAUUCUCUUAAUAAUGUCCAUAAUUAAUGAAGAUUUAUCUCUGUGUCUGCAGUCACUGUCUAAGAUUCUGUUAUGACAGAAAUACUUUAUGGAUUUUUCUGUUGAUUUCCUUGUUAGGGUAACAUAUAUGAACAUAUAGGAGUAAUUUGUUUUAGAGUUGAAAAUAAUAUGGUUUAGGAAAAGAAUUUCUGCUUACAAACUUACUGCAACAGAUCAGCCAUUUUUGCUUUAUUUAUACCUUGUUGGUUCAAAAAUAAUAUAAUUACCCUCAAAACUGCUUUUCAAAACAUGUAUUUUAACCCAAUAAUUCAAAAUCAGAUCCCUCACAGUCAAUAAUAUUGAUUAACCUUUAUAUUUUGUUAUAUUGUUGUUGUGUCUUAAUGCAAUUGAAAGCCAAUACAGUUUUGAUACUCUCUCUGUCGGUGUGUUUAAGGACGCUUCAGUCUCUGGGAAUGUAGAAUUUUCUGCAUUAUUUGAAAUUCAAGAGUCGGCAAAUGAAUAUGUUCAUCUCUCUGAUGUCCAUGUGUGCUUGUUUUCGUCUGGGUGUUAUUAUCUGAAAAGCCUGUAAACAAAACCCUUGUUUUGUUUCUCAAAUGUCGGAAUGUAUUUUAGAGAGAGUUUGAAAAUUGCUCCUGCUCGCGACUGCAUGAAGAGGCAACAAUCUCAAGCAAGUUUCACGGCUCUGCAAGUUGAAUGUGAACUUGUAGAUUCUUUAAAAAAUGUGUCUGCAGCGAUGUAAAGUUGAUAAACUAAAACACCACUUUUAUGGUUCUGGAAUCGAUAGAGAUUAUUUCAGAUGCCUUUGCAUGAAAAGACUUUGGCUCUUAACUAUAAACUGUCAAAUUUAGAUGCUUGUUGUUUUCAGAGGUGCAUUACAAACACUGAGCCUUGUCAUUCACUGUUUUGAAUAAUAAAAAAGCCAUGCAAAUUACUGAAGAAAGGAAUAUUUAUAUCUGCUUACACUAUCCUUCUUACUGGCCUUUACAUAAGUUUUAUUGGUAACGACACACAUUUAUGCUUAUACCUAAUGACCUACAAAUGUUUUUUUGUCCUGCGAAACUUGUUGAAAGCUGUGAGAGGGACAUGGAUCAAAAUCAGGAUUUUAGAGUUGUUAACUGUGAAUGAUACAUAAUGAAUCAUGUAAUGUGAUUGUUUAAAAUGCAUAAAACUAUUAUGUGAUGCUUUACAGCAGAGGCAAAAGAUUUUAAGUUGGUUGAGGUUUAGCCAUCAGACUUCACAGCCCCCUCUCUUCAUUGAAGAAAGGCAGGGAUGCGUUGGCUAGCUGAUGCAUAAAGAUGUCCAUUCUUUUACUUCCUGUGAAGUUUGACCUGUAAAAAGGCGCUGCAAUUUGAGAGGGAAUGUUCGAUUGACAUGCAGUUGAGGAAGUAUUGAUUGUUGCCAUUUCAGAGUGUUUUUGUGUGUAACUCUGCAUUUCUGCCAUUUCUAGACGGACUGCAUCUCCAGAGUUCUCUCUGCUUUAAAGCCACUAUGUGUAGGAUUUAAAGAUGUAGACCUUUGGCUCCCCUAGUGGUAUUAUUAAAAACUCCAGUUGAAA